This is a messenger RNA of Adineta ricciae, 1656 nucleotides long. Lineage: Eukaryota; Metazoa; Rotifera; Eurotatoria; Adinetida; Adinetidae. The record is from the annotation of a GenBank genome assembly.
AUGCUUCAAAAUUUACAUAAUAUUCCUGUCAAGUCAAAUCCUCGGUUAAAUCAAUCACAACAACAACAACAACAACAACAUCAACACAAUGUUCUCGAUAUUCCAGAUGAUAUGAUUAUUUCAAGUCAACCUCAAAUAAGAAGAAAUCGGUCUUCAAAAAAGCCUAACUAUAGUCGAUUAGUCAAACGAUUAAAACAUAAAUUUAGACUGGCCAAUGUAGUAUUAAGGAAGACCGAUAAAUCCAAAGUAUUUCAUUUGGGAAAACUUGAAGAUUAUCGAAAAAGAUCUAAAGAAUAUAUGACUAAAACCAAUGCUUAUCAAUGUCUUGGUACUCACGAUCCAUUACCUGAUUUAAUUCAACGAACCAAUCAAUAUUUAUUACAUUUACGUCUUGCAAAAUGGGUUACACAGAAACAAUAUGAAAUACUAUCUAUUAACCCAAAUGAAGUUGAAUUGGCGCACUUAUAUUACUUACCAAAAGCACACAAGCCUGGUACUCCUCUACGUCCAAUUAUUGCCGGUCUUAAACAUCCAACGAUUAAAAUCUCGAAGUUUCUUGAUGAUAUUCUUCGACCUCUGUUUAAUCAAAUGGCUAUAGAAACAAAUGUUACAUCUGGCUUCGAAUUAGUCAAAAAACUACAAGAAUGGUCAAGAACUAAUAUACGUCAAGAUACUCUACUAUGUACAGCUGAUGUUACUGAUCUUUAUACAAUGGUACCACAAGUGGAAGGAGUACUCUCAUUGCGAAAAAUGUUAGAUCAUCUCAAAUUAAAACAAGUUGACGGUUUAAAAGUUGAAACAAUUAUUCGAUUGAGUCGAUUUGUUAUGCAAAAUAAUUACUUCUCAUAUGAAGAUCAAUUCUAUCAUCAAAUUCGUGGCGGAGCUAUGGGUUCUCCACUUACUCUUACCAUUGCCAAUUGUUACAUGUUCUUCUAUGAACGAGAGAUUGUCAAACAAGUCAACAACAGUGGUGGUCUCUAUCUACGAUACAUUGAUGAUAUCUUCCUUGCUAUUAAUUGGCCUGUUCGACAUCUAAUGAAACAAGUCGAUCGAUGGAACCAAUUUGAUUCAAAUAUACAUUUGUCUGCCAAUAUUAGUUUCAAGGCCGAUUGUUUAGAUUUACAUAUAGAAAACAAAGAUGGUCAUUUAUUCACUUCAGUCUAUCACAAACCAGCACACGAACCUUAUUAUCUACCAUUUAAUAGUGUUCAUCCAUUCCAUAUGAAAAAGAAUAUACCAUUUACCAUGCUACUGAGAGCUAUUCGCUAUUGUUCUACAUUUGAAGCAUAUUUGAAUGAAAGAGAAUCAAUACGAAUGGCCUUGCUAUUAAAUAAAUAUCCUGGUGACCUCAUUGAUGAACAAUUCAAAAAUGUCCUUUUCAAAUUUGACAUUCAUGAAAUACUUACCGUCACCAAUUACGCUUUAAUACGCAAUAGAAUUAUUCAAUCUCCCAUUCAAGAAAUAACACCAGUUGAUUAUGGUAAAACAAUGUUUGUUCACUUUACUUAUUGUAUAAACAUGCAAACAUUCCCUACCAAGUUUCAUACACUAUGGAAUAAAUAUUUUGGCUCGUCGCCAAUUAAUGAAAUUACUCCAGUUUUGGGAACAAGAAACGUCGAUAAUUUGCAAAAACGUCUCACAAAUACUCGACAAUGA